ACGCAUGCGGUUCCCACUGAUGGGUACAGCACCUUCAUCAUCAUCAACAUGGCAGCCGCAGACCAAAAACCUCACGCCAGCGCAGUUCGUCCUCGUUCCUACCAAGACGAGAGCUAUCUGCGCGGUUUUUUUGGAAGUGUGGGUGACUUACAGAAGGCUGAGGAACUGCAGGAUGUCGUCCUUGAAGUCGAGGGUUGGCAGUUUCCCUGCCAUCGGCUCGUUCUGUCCGCGGCCAGCCCCUACUUCAGGGCCAUGUUUACAUGUGGCAUGGCGGAAAGUCGACAGAAGACAGUCGUUUUACAGGGUUUGGAUCCAGCCAUGUUUGGGGAGAUCCUGAGUUACAUGUACUCUGGAACCGUCCAUGUGUCCCUGGACACAGUGCAGCCCCUGUACCAGGCAGCCGACCUCCUUCAACUGGACUAUCUACGAAACACCUGCAGCAGCUACAUGGCCAAGAAUGUGGAGGACUCCACCUGUGUGGACCUGUACAAAUUUGCCGAUGUAUUUUCUGUGAACAUGGUCCUGAAACAGUGUCUGCAAUAUAUCUGUAGUCACUUUGUGAAGGUUGCCUCCAGUGAAGAGUUCUGCAGCCUGAGUGUGAAUCAGCUGACUGGGAUCAUCAGCCAAGAUGAGCUGGAUGUUAAAAAGGAGACAACAGUGUGGGAGGCUGUGGUGAGAUGGGUGCAGCACAGCAGGGAGGACAGACUGCACCACCUACCCAGCAUCCUCCCUCACAUCCGCUUCAACCUGCUGACCCCAUACAACAUGCAGAUGGAGGCCAUCUUGGCUCACCCCUUGGUUAGGGAGGAUCCUGGGAGUUCUGCCAUUAGGAAUGUGGUAAAGGAGACUUCCAACCUGAAGAGGAGAGUUGGAAUGGACACACGGGAAAUGGCUCUGCUUUUUGGUGAUUCAGAGUAUGGAGCACGUAUCGAAAUGAUGUGGAUGAACCCCCGAGAAGAGGAGUACAUCACGUGUGAGUACAACAUAACUUCUCGUACAGCAACAGUUACUAGUGAUAAUGACAUCUACAUCCUGGCUGAAGAGUCCGACGAUUUUAGAACAUACGCCCUGCUGAAGUACAACCAUGUGGAGAACAAAUGGGAGAAGAAGUCUUCAGUACAAGGGGUCCCACCAGAAGACCCAGAUGAUGACAUGCGGUAUGAGUACUAUGACUACCUUAUGGAAGUCAAUGGACAUCUUUUCUACCUUGUGGUGAAGACAUCAGAUUCAGAAAAUGAUGAGGUGGUGUUGAAGAAAUACAACAAGGACACCAACACGUGGCACUGCUGUUCACAACCUCAACACGUUGGGGGUUUGGACAUCAAUGUGGCAGUGUCCUGCAAUCAGCACAUUUAUCUCUUCACAAGGACAGAAGCACAUUGUUAUGACCCCAAAGAGGACCACUGGUGUAUGAAAACCAAUUCAGACUACAUUCCUGACAUCCUUUAUACCUAUAAAGCUGUUGCCAUGGGAACAGAGAUCAUCUUUCCGAAUACUAACUUCAGCAAGACAAUGGUGUAUGACACAGAGAAAGACAGAUGGUUGGAGCGUCCUGUCAAGCUGAUGAUGAAUUCAAACAGAGAUCAUCGAGGUGUUCAUGAAGUCACUCUCUUUGUACUUGAAAACAAGCUGCAUGCAGUGACAGACAACUUCACUUACUUAUCAAGUUCAGAGGAGUUCAUACAUCUCUGGCUGGUGUUUGUGUAUGACAGCUGUGAGGAUGUUUGGAGGGAGCUAACUGUCCUGCCUUAUUGGGUGUGGUAUGCAAUCAUGGCAAACCCUAUGUUCCCUGUGGCUCGUAUGUACCUACCCUAUCUGGAUGCCAGCCGUGGCAACAAACAUCUAUAGGGUGCAGCAAUCCUCAAGAUCAGGCUUGGUGAAUAAACAGUUGCCCAUGUUUUAUUGCAACCAGUAAUGCUAGAAUGUAAUCAACAGGUAUGUGUUCCUCAGGGAUUACAUUUAGAUUCAGCAAACUUUGAAGAAUUCCUUGUUGAAGUUGGUCUGGCUUUAUAUUACAUUUCCAUUGAAUUGACACUAGGUUCUAUGUUGAUGUGGACCAUUGACCAGAAAGUUCAACCGGCAAAAAGGCCAGUGGAGGUAGACAUAAUGCAUUUUGACCUUGAGGGAACAGUACAACAGUGCCAUACAGUUGAUAACCUAAUGAAGUCAGCAUUUUUCUAUUGCAAUCAAUCAGAGAAUGUAUGGGAACAUGCUAGAAUGUAGUCCUCAAGGGUGUGUUCCUCAGGAGUUAGAUUUAGAUUCAGCCAACAUUGAAGACUUCCUUGUCGAAUGGAGAGGAGUUUCUUUGUUGGUGUAGACCAUGGACCAGAAAGCACAACCAGCACAAAGACCAAUGUUGUUAGUGUUAUAUUAGCCUUGACAGAACAGCAUUGGGCAUUUCCAUUAUGAACUCAGCAAUACAUCGCUAAUACCCAAGCCCAGGGGACCAAUCUUUCACACUGCAAAGCUAGUUCACUGGGAACAGACCUCUUUUGUAUGGAUAAUGCAUUUAUUGAGACUAUGGUUUAGGAUAUACAGAGUCAACCUGAGAAUACCAAUCAUGCAUGGUUACAAAGAGGUCUAAAAUAUUUAAAACUUUCUUUAUGGUUAGUAGUGAUCCCUGACUCUUUGUACUGGAGGUCAUCUACAAGUACUGUUACUAUAACAUAGCAAUAAGGAUAUCGUUUUGACAGAUACAUGUAGCAUAGACAUCAGCUAUAAUAAAAAGUGUCAUUAAGCUAAAUGUUGAAGAAUUUUAUAGAUACUUGUAGAUUUAUAAAGUUUAGUAGUAUUAUAUUACCUAAGGUUAGCUAAUGGUUGUAGCUUAACUACAUCAAUACAGUGGUAUUUAGAUAUAUACUGAUUAUGUUUUGAUGAUGAUAAUGAUAGUACUAUAUAUUAGUAAAUGCGAUUUACAGUGUUAUCAUCAUAUUCCAUACAAGUGCAGGUGCAUGUAUGUUGUUCAGAACUUAUUAAAAUGUUUUAACAGCUAAACCCUUACCAAUAUGUUAUUGCGUGUCAUGCAUGGGGAGAUCCUGGGAAAUACAGUGUUAGCAUCAGUGUUUGUCUCAAAAUGUCUAUUUUGAUUUUCAUUUUGUCUGGUCACUCUACUAAUGUUCUGCCAAAAUCCCAGAAUCACAAAACAUAAAUCUCUGUGACCCAAUAGUUUGUCUUGCGAUGGGUUGAUUGAAGUAGACAUCAGAUGAAUUCCUCAUACACUACAAACUUUAAGAUAACUAAUGAUGAACAAAGAAUAGAACAUGAUCUCACUGAGCCACUCGUAGACUGUGUCACACAUGUAAAUUGUGUAAAUUACAUAAGAUGCAUUACAGAACUAAGUAUUGUAAUACGUACAUUUAUAAAGGUUAACUUACGAUUAGUAGUGUUAUCUUACUAUAAACGUAUUUACUGUUGUUGACUUAUUGAGCCUUGUACAUCUAUG
Messenger RNA from Branchiostoma floridae (Florida lancelet), 3442 nucleotides. RefSeq names its product kelch repeat and BTB domain-containing protein 8-like. Bases 49 to 1848 code for a protein of 599 amino acids. The record is from RefSeq and is a predicted model, not a curated record. Gene Ontology annotation, molecular function: protein binding. Lineage: Eukaryota; Metazoa; Chordata; Leptocardii; Amphioxiformes; Branchiostomatidae. The transcript is spliced from 5 exons.